Didymella exigua CBS 183.55 is the source of this 1231-nucleotide messenger RNA. RefSeq names its product Metallo-hydrolase/oxidoreductase. The coding region runs from base 132 to 974 and encodes 280 amino acids. Gene Ontology annotation, biological process: secondary metabolite biosynthetic process. The record is from RefSeq and is a predicted model, not a curated record. The transcript has 2 exons. NCBI's taxonomy places the organism in Eukaryota, Fungi, Ascomycota, Dothideomycetes, Pleosporales, Didymellaceae.
CGGUAAGAUACCUAGGUACAGUAACCACGUGCCGAGGCAGCGAUUAUGAGAAGCCGGCACAACCUUAGGUGAACAUGUCCCCGCGCAUCCUUUGUACCGUGAGAUUCACGAACCGGAGACUGUAUUUCAAGAUGUCCGAGCCCUUUGCAGCGCUCCCCGCGGUCGAGAAGCUCAGCGACCGGGUGAUACGGGUCUUGGGCGGGAAUCCAUCGAAGUUCACGCUGCAAGGCACAAACACAUACAUAGUUGGCACAGGCUCCAGGCGCUUAUUGAUCGACACCGGCGAGGGCAGGGAAGCAUGGAUCGCCUCUCUCACGUCCACGCUCGCGCAGCACAACAUCACAAUCGACAAAGCGCUGCUCUCGCACUGGCAUCCAGACCACAUCCGGGGCGUCCCGGAUCUGCUGUCCCACAGCCCAGAAACACAGGUGUUCAAGAACCACUCCGACGGCAAUGAGGACUGGCGUGAUAUAUCCGAUGGCCAGGUAUUCUCCAUCGAGGGCGCGACACUACGAGCCUUCCACUGUCCGGGGCACACUACUGAUCAUAUCGCCUUUGUACUGGAGGAAGAAGACGCCAUGUUCACUGCCGACAAUGUUUUGGGCCAUGGCACGGCUGUCUACGAGGAUCUCGCAACGUACUUGAGGAGCCUGGAAGGAAUGCGCAAGCAGUUCUCCGGCCGUGCGUAUCCGGGCCACGGACCUGUUAUCGAGGACGGGCCGGCGAAGAUUAGUGAGUAUAUCAAGCAUCGGAGACAGCGAGAGCAGCAGGUUCUGGAUGUCCUUGGCAAGGAGGCGGCAGACGGGUGGACGAGUAUGGAGAUUGUGAAGGUUAUCUACAAAGAUUAUCCGCAGAAUCUCUGGGAGCCGGCGGAAAGAGGCGUCGUCCAGAUUCUGGAGAAGUUGAAGGGUGAAGGCAAAGUUGUGGAGAGUGAAGAGGGGAGAUGGUCACUCAGCGGGAAGGCGAGUUUGUAAGCUCUUAAAUCUGGGGCUGUGAGAACUUUGACAUGCAGAUUCUCGAGGGCUUGAUGGUAUGUUGAAAGUGGCUGGAGUGGAAUAAAGGGAGAUGCUCGUCGAGCUGCAAAGCGAGUCUUGCCGCGGCCAAUGAAAGCUGACGGCUCGUAGCGCCAUUGAAACGUCAAUGAGCUGCCCCACGUCUAUUUUUGAAUCUCAAAGGGGCGUUUCACUGACAUCCCCAUUCGGACCACAGCUUUGGAGGUCAGCAAUUUGGG